UCUUCAACUGAAAAAAGAAGAAGAAAAGUGUGAAUGCUGCUGUCGUGACAGUGACGUAACAAGGACUAACACAGGUGACAGCAAUUCAAAGCACCUUUCUCCAAUUUUGUUUGCACCAAUCAACUGAUCAGGUCUAGGAAAGAAAAUGCAAUAAUCUUUAAGUUGAUGUUGUCUUCACAAUGCUUUGUUUCGUAGUUUAAAGUUCUGAGUUGGCUGUGGAAAACUUGGGCAACUGCUUACGCUCCCCAAACAUCAACCGUGCAGUCACAAGUAAAAACUGACAAUACAGUGCAUGUGCCUUGGGAAAGACCUUGUGAGGAACAAAAUCUGACAGAAUCCAAGACUCUCUGUCCAUAUCUAAAGUGAAGAAACGUUGGGAAACUGACAAGGACUGCGAACAACAGUUGACGGCGUAGUGUGGUGUUCUAAUGAAACAAACUUGACCGGAUCCAAGACCUUCUGUCCAAGUUUACGGUGGCUGUGGGGAGACAUUCUGGGACUAUGGGUGUGAAGAGCAGCUCCCUGUACAUGCUGGACUGUCGCAUGUCCGGACAACACAAACAGACGUGUCUGCCCAGAAAGCCUCCCAACUACAACCACAACUGGACAGAGCUGCACUACACGGCCAGUCACGGCAACGUGGAGAAACUGAGGGCUGCGCUCAGGAAAGGUAACUGUGACGUGAACAAGACAGACUACUACGGGAAGACGGCGCUGUACUGGGCGGCGUACAAGGGGCACACGGAGUGCGUAGAGGAGCUGAUACUACACGGUGCUAUGGUUAACAUGCAGUGUAAACAUGGCUCCACACCGCUGCAUGCUGUAUCCAGCCUGUAUCCAGACUGUACAGCACUACUGGUGCAGAAUGGUGCAGACGUGGAUGUGCGAGACAAGUGGGGGGUUACCCCCAUGUACCUGUCAGCCACCGCUGGGCAGCUGGAGUGUCUCAGGAUACUGGUGGACACCGGGGCCAAGAUGACCUACAAGAAUCAGACGGGGGAGAUUCCUAAGCAGCUGGCGGCACACAAGGAGUUCUGGAAGUGGCUGAACCAUCUGUCGCGUAACCCGCGCAGCCUGGCGCACCUGGCGCGGGUGGCCAUCCGCAGGCACCUGGAGGACCACAGGGAGUGUACCGUCGCGCAGCUGCCCCUCCCCAGGGUGCUCACAGACUAUGUCGCUCUCAAAGAACUAGAUCAGUACAUCGAUACGAGGAGCGCCAACAACUGAGAUCCCGCGGCUAAACACCCAGUUUGUGUCUUGAAUGUAAGAAAUGUGACUGUGUCGUUCGACGAGGACCACUUUCGUCCUCAAUGUCGUCCACCAUUCAGCUUAAGAGAUGUGUACUCAUGGGUUGAAUAUGUGAGGCUUAGUGAGAUGGAUUUGUACAAGAAGUGUACAUGUCUCCUGCUGCUCUAAAUCAAGUAGAGGUUCCAGUCUUUGUAUCAAAAACUGUCCUUAAACUGGGAAAACUAUCCUUAAACAACUAACAAUUGACUACUAAUUCCUGUCUUAACUACACACAAAAGUGUAGGCAGUUAGAACAAACAGCUGUUACAAAGUAGAAUCCAUUUUGUAGCCAAACAAGAGUUGGACAGCAAAAGUACUAACAAGUGUAAUGACAGUUCAUCUAUCUAAAUUUUGUAGUCAACAACGAACGAUAAACCAGACAGUGAGUGUGAAUGUGAGUGAUCAUAUUAACGUACAGCCUUCUCAAAAGUCGACCGCCAUUCAAUUCCUAGAUAUGCAUGUACAUGUACACAGACGGGCAAUUUGGCAAGGCAGACUUCUUGGGUUGGAUCCAAAGUUACCAUUUACAAAGGCACACACGAGCUUUUAGUUGAACCGAAAAUCCACUGAACACUAAUCUCUUGGACACAAGUGUACUGGAGCGAACGUGACUGUGAGUGAUGAAUCUUUCACAAAUGCAAAUUACCCGAGAUCUGAAACAGAGAUGUGCGCAGAGGAUGAUCUGAUAGGGACCGACAGAGUUAACGUUAGAGAUGAGCACUGGAUAACCACCUGUCUUACUGAGAGCUGCCUGUAUGUAUGAGGUACUAUCUACCCCGGUAUCUGUACCAUACAUGGCAGGGUGUGUGUGUGUGAGCAAGAUACAUCACUGAACAUUCCACAAUAUAGAAAAAUUUGGUAAUGCUAGUUCACCUUUAUCUGUGGGAUAACAUAUAUCCAUUGUUUUUAAAACAGGGUAUUUAGGGAAUCCGAUCUCAAUUGAUCCACAGAUAAUGACUCUAAAUUACAGUAUUUUCAAAAUAUUUUAGAAAUAUUGCAUUUUGAAAUCACCUUUUGUCGACAUGAUAUCACAGUACUGUUUUCAAAAA
Molecule: messenger RNA, 2336 nt
Organism: Branchiostoma floridae (Florida lancelet)
Lineage: Eukaryota; Metazoa; Chordata; Leptocardii; Amphioxiformes; Branchiostomatidae
Product: serine/threonine-protein phosphatase 6 regulatory ankyrin repeat subunit C-like
Exons: 4
Coding region: 502-1227 (241 amino acids)
Biological process (GO): intracellular signal transduction
Molecular function (GO): protein binding
Source: RefSeq, a predicted model, not a curated record